This is a messenger RNA of Cyprinus carpio (common carp), 2902 nucleotides long. RefSeq names its product nuclear cap binding subunit 3 (gene ncbp3). The coding region runs from base 103 to 2181 and encodes 692 amino acids. The transcript is spliced from 13 exons. Gene Ontology annotation, cellular component: cytosol; nucleus. Gene Ontology annotation, molecular function: RNA 7-methylguanosine cap binding; mRNA binding. The record is from RefSeq and is a predicted model, not a curated record. NCBI's taxonomy places the organism in Eukaryota, Metazoa, Chordata, Actinopteri, Cypriniformes, Cyprinidae.
GUGCGUGCGUCGCGAGGCUUGAGAGCAGGGUUAGCACAGCUAGCGCGAGGCUCUGUUCACUUCAUUGAGAGUUAGCUGUUAGCCGCGAUUUCGUGAUUGAUCAUGGCGGCGGUGCGCAGCCUGCGGGUGUCUGUGAAGUCGGAAAGCGCGUCCGAUCGGUCAGAGUCAGACUCGGAAUCAGAGUCGGAUCGGGAUGCCCGGGAAGCGGAGCCCAUGGAGGUGGAGGAGGGAGAGCCGGAGCUGGAGUCCAUCCCUGUUCGCCGAAGUUUAAAGGAGCUUUUGCCGGACACCAGCAGACGCUAUGAAAAUAAGGCUGGUACCUUUAUCACUGGAAUCGAUGUCACGUCUAAGGAGGCCAUUGAGAAAAAGGAGAAGCGAGCAAGAAGAUUUCAUUUUCAGGCAGAGGAAAAUCUGGCUCAGAGGAAUGUUGUUGUAGACCGGGAUUUGUUGAAGAAAGCGAUCCCGAAGGUGCGUUUGGAAGCCCUACACAUGAGUGGACUUGACGACAUGAGCACUCAGGAUGUUUUUGGCUACUUUAAAGAGUAUCCGCCUGCCCACAUUGAAUGGAUAGAUGACACUUCCUGCAAUGUGGUGUGGCUAGACGACAUCACUUCAACCAGAGCUCUCAUUAACUUGAGUCGGAUGCCAGACAAAAAAGAGGUCACAAACACAGACAGCUCAAAACCAUCUGAACUUUCAGACCAGCCGCAGAAAGCUCGGAGAAGCCGUGGCUCUGAUGAUGAUGAUGAUGAUGAUGAUGAUGAUGAGGAGGAGGAGGAGGAGGAAGGCGAGGUAGAUGAUGAUGAUGAAGAUGAAGUGGUGAAAGCAGAUAAGAGCAAGAGCAGUGAUGGCAGUGAGGGUAAAGCUAGUGACAUUGAGGAAGAGACCGAAAAGAAAACGCAGGAAACUGUAGAGCUUGUGUUUCUUUUUUUGAAUGAUCUGCGGCCUACAGUCAAGCCCUUCAAAGGCAACAAGCUGCUCUUGCGCUUUGCCACCCAGGAUGACAAAAAGGAGAUGGGUGCGGCCAGGAGAAGUCGAUACUACAUGAAAUACGGGAAUCCAAACUAUGGCGGCAUGAGAGGCAUCUUAAGUAACUCUUGGAAACGGAGAUAUCACACGCGCAGAAUCCAGCGUGACAUUCUGAAGACCAAAAAGUCUCUGAUUGGAGACAGCUUGGGACACACCCCACCGUACACUCAUCGACACUCUGCUGACCUGGUGAAUCUGCCGGAAGAGCCUAUAGAAGAAGAGGAGGAAGAAGAUGAGGAGGUGGAUGGAGAGGAAGACAUGGAUGCUGAUGAUAGAGUGGUGGAGUACAGAGAUCGGGCAGACAGGGAACGGGGGCCACGGUUAGGGGAUGGAGGCCUGCGUAGUCGCUUAGGAGGCCCAUCACCUGCAUCUUCAGAUUCAGAUGAGAUGGACUACGAUCUGGAACUGAAAAUGAUCUCCACGCCCUCUCCCAAAAAGAGCAUGAAGAUGACCAUGUAUGCCGACGAGGUAGAAACCAACCUUCGCAGUCUUCGAAACUCCAUACGGACUGAAACAAGUAGCAGUGUUAAGAGUCGCAUUGGUGGAGGAGGAGGAGGAGGCGGCUCGUCCAAGUCUACAUCAGACAAAGUGACGGAUGUGAGACAGUUACUGGAGGAGAAGAGGCAGGGACACUCUCAGCAGAGAUCAUGCCCACCAGUGACUACAAGUGGCAAGACGGAUGUGAGACAGAGAUUAGGCAAAAGACCACACUCUCCAGAGAGACGUCGCUCUGUCUCUCCCGUCAUCUCUAGAAACGCAGUGUCCCGGAGAGAGCCUUUGACUGACGUGCGCAGCCGACUCGGAGUGGCAAAACUCGAGAGUCGUGGUCUCUACUCAGAGUCCCCGAAAGACAAGAAAACAGGAGGCUUGUGGAGCCGUCUCGGCCCGUCUCAUAAGGACGACAAAGAAGAUGACAAGGCUCCUUCCCGAGCGUCUUCCUCAAGAGAAAUAAGGCGACGAGAUGAUGAGGAAUCUGACGGAGUUGAUGACGAUGAAGAGGGUGACUCUCAGCUGCAGAAGGUGUGGGGAGCAAUGAUCAAGCAGAAGGAGCAGCAGACCAGCAAGAUGAAGAAAAGCCGACUGGACAACUUGCCCUCGCUGCAGAUCGAGAUCAGUCAAGACAGCAGCAACGGCUCAGACAGUGACUCCUGACUGACUCCUCCUGUAGGAAGUGUGGGAAUCGGAGGAAUGAUGAACGCGGUGGAAGAAUGCUGGAGAACAUCUGUGAUAGACUGGGCCAGAGGACCCUGACAUGUGUACUUAAACAUUCCUACACUCCCACUAAUCUUGCCUGUAUACAGACUUUGCAGAUAUUUUCUUUACUCCUCUCUACAGGAGACAGCUUUAAAGGCGCUAUUUGGAACAAGAGAGGGCAGAUAGAAUGUUUUAUUUUGCAAUUUCAAAAAAAGGGCAGUGGAUGAAUCCCUCAUUUUUUAUUUUUCUUCAAAAGAAAAUUAUUUGGUUGUAUUUAACACAAAUUGAGGGCCCAUUUUUAAAAUACAGCGAUGCACCAGGUUGACAAAAACAACCCGUGAUUCGAUGUACUGUCUGUUAGCAGUACAGUUUUUAAAAUCAUGUCAGUAUGGUUGGUUUUUGUUCGUGUUUUAUUAAGUCUGUCUUAUCACUGUGCAUUUGAUGUGGAGAACAUAAUGGUCUGAGGUUUUUUUGUUUUUCUUGUGCAAGGAUUAUAUAUUUACUGUACCUGAAUGGAUCAUUGUGCUUCAUUGUACACAGUUCUAUGAAAGGGGCACAUAAUGUAGCCAAUGUAAAGAUAAUUUCCCCCAAAGGCAUGGUCUGCAUUCCCUAAAUAUAUGUGGUCAGUGAAAAACAAGAAAAAGCACUGUAUGUUGAAUAAAAAUCAUUUUUUACAUCA